This is a messenger RNA of Pogona vitticeps (central bearded dragon), 3104 nucleotides long. RefSeq names its product synaptotagmin 13 (gene SYT13). The record is from RefSeq and is a predicted model, not a curated record. Gene Ontology annotation, biological process: calcium ion-regulated exocytosis of neurotransmitter; synaptic vesicle endocytosis. Gene Ontology annotation, cellular component: plasma membrane; exocytic vesicle; dense core granule. Gene Ontology annotation, molecular function: calcium ion binding; SNARE binding; calcium-dependent phospholipid binding. Lineage: Eukaryota; Metazoa; Chordata; Lepidosauria; Squamata; Agamidae.
UGAAAGCUGCCUGCUUGCAGUCUUAAAGGGACUGCAGACACUGGGUUGGCUACUUCCUUUGCUGCUUCUUUUUGUGCUUCUUCCCUUUGAGCCUUAAGCCAGAAAAACCAUAGAAAGAUGAAGAGAUGAUCUGAUUGCCUAGCAGCGCAGGAGUGAUCCGUUAGUUCCUUUUGAAUCACUUGUCCUGCAUCAACUGCUAGAGAGGAGCUAUUCCAUUCUUCCAAAGAGGCUGAGAUCGAGCUGUCAUUCUGCAAGCAGAUGAAGGACAAUCAUGCUGGCUGAGUAAAGUUGUGGCUUCCCCAGUCCGAGACAAUGGUGUUGUCUGUCCCAGUGAUUGCUCUGGGGGCCACCUUGGGGACUGCUACAAGCAUCCUUGCCUUGUGUGGUCUCACCUGCUUGUGCAAAUGCAAGCGAGCUGGGAAAGGAUCCUCAGACAAGGAGAAAGGUCUGGAUGCUGACAAUGCCAAGCCCAGCGUGCUUCAGACAGUCCAGCAGUUCACUGUUGAGAAGACAGCAGAACCGGUACAGCCCAGGACAAUCCUGAAGUUUCCCCACAUCUAUGGCCCAAAGCCUGCAGUGACAGCCUCAGAAAUUGUUAACAAUUCCGACUACACCUUGAAGACAACCGAAGAGCCACACAAGGGAAAACCUGCAGCUCUAGAUGAGAAAAGAAUGAACAUACAAGUCAAUGAAGAGCUAUUUAUUGUCCCUCAAAAUGGUGGAAUGAUGGAUGUCUGCGUCACUGAGCGUCUGAGUCCUGAGAAGGCUGCUGGUUGCAACCAGGUCCCAGAAAUUCACUAUUCUCUUUGCUACAACCAACAGAAAAAUGCAUUGUGUGUUGCUUUUCUCGAAGUUAGGUAUGAAACUAUGACAGUUGACCACAACAACAGUUGCGAUUGCUACAUCCUUGGCACUUUGGUGAGCCAGUCUGGCAUUACAGAAGCCCAGACUGUGUUGAAGAAGAACCAGCCCCAUGUUGUCUGGGAAGAAACGUUGCUGUUUCCAGUCAAAGAGGAGGAGUUACCCAAGGGCAUGCUGACACUUACCCUCCGGAAUUGUGACAAGUUCUCCCGACACAGCAUCGUUGGAGAACUUAAGCUGAACUUGGCUGAUGUGGGCGAAGUGUAUGGAAAAGUACAGUCUGAGAAAAUGAAAGCACUUGACAAGGAGCCAGAUACAGGCUAUGGAGAGGUUCUGCUUUCCAUCAGCUACCUGCCUGCCGCAAACCGUCUGCUUGUGGUGCUCAUAAAAGCCAAGAAUCUUCAUUCCAAACAACUGAAAGAGCUCCUUGGGAAGGAUAUAUCUGUAAAAGUGACACUGAAGCACCAAGCCCUGAAACUUAAGAAGAAGCAGACAAAGCGUGCGAAGCACAAGAUCAACCCAGUCUGGAAUGAGAUGAUUAUGUUUGAGGUGCCCCAUGAUUUGCUCUGUGCCUCCAGUGUAGAACUGGAGAUGCUAAGCCAGAAUGGCGAUGGGCAAAACCAUUUACUGGGCAGGUGCAGCCUUGGCCUGCAUGCCACUGGCCCAGAGAGGAAUCACUGGGAAGAGAUGCUGAGGAACCCCAGGAAGCAGAUUGCUAUGUGGCAUCAACUUCAUAUGUAACUAUGGAGGGAGCAAGGGUGAUCAUCAGCAAUGGUCAGUAACCUGGUCUCAGUGCUGGCAAAAACAUGAACAUCCUGAAAAGCAUGAACCAGAUCCAUUCAUAAGAUCAAGCACAACAUUUGUUUUACUGCUGUUGUUAUUGACUGCUUUCUAGCAACAGGGUGAACAAAGGGUUGAAUGUUUCAUUGAUUCAGAGUAAGGAACGGUUGGCAUAACCAUUUCCCCCAGAUUCUGCUUUAGGCCUCUGCCCCAAGGGAUUCAUCAGAGCUUGGGAACAUCACAUUUUUAAACUACAGCUCUCAGAAUUACUACAUGUAGCCUUCAGGUUCAAUUCAAUGUUAGUAUUUAUUUUUAAUAUUUCUAAUUGCAGGUACCAAAAAAAGGGGGGGGGAAAGAAGUCUACAUUAAUAUGAGAGGAUCAUAUGUUCCCCUCAAAAUUUGAUUGAAUUUGCCGUCUGAAAGAUACAUUUAUAUUCCUCGUUAAAACGGUAGGAUCCUUUGACCACUGAAUAAUGAGUUGUGAGAAUUUAUCUUUCCAGUCUUGGAGUACAGAGACCAAGGAGACAUGGCAUUAAUUUCGUUCACCUGCAUGAUUUGGUUUAGUACAGGUGUGUAAUCAGAAUGGGCAAAUCCGAAAUGUUGAAAUGCAUUGAGCUGAUUUGGAUUGAUUCAAAUCAGGUCCAAAUCAGCUCAGGCUUGUUUGAAGGGAUGUCGAAUGCUUUGGCUACCUGCACGUUACUUGUCUGUAAAAGUCAAACAAUAUGUUUCCAAAUGAUUGCAAAACAGUACCAUAUAAGGAACAGGACAGAGGGAGCGGGCCUAGAAUUUUUUUCUCCCAUUAACAGUUCUCUCUUCCUAGAAGGCAAGAAUCUCACUGGCACUGUUUAAUCAUACUCUUUGAAAAACACGAAGGUGAUUAUGGCAAAGGGCAGAAUCUUACUCACAAAUGCAGAGGAUAACAGCUCCACACCGAGAACUCUGCAUUUGUCCUGGUAGCCUCCAACUUGCAGACAAACAAGCUGGAAAUCUCUGUGUUAAGUACAAUGGAACUUUAUGGCAGCACAAGAGGUUUGUGAGUUCCCUUUUGUGCAAGUAAUGCCAAAAGAGGAACAGUGUGCAACACCACAGACUGUUCCACAUGAAACAGGGUACACAAUAUUGGCCUGUGUAAUCACUUCUCUCCCCCAUUCUUGUUCUCUUUUGAUAGCUCAUGUUAGGAACCAUUUUGAAUGAGCUUUUUUGGAGUUUGGCACCCAUUUCCUAUUUCUUCUAGUUUGUUUCUCGUCAUCCUUUAUUCCUUAUCCCUUCCCUAUCCAGUCCCAUAUUCUUUGUACCUACCGUAGCUAGCUGGAUAGCUCAGUAGUUGAAGGAUCUGACUGUGUAGCCAGUGACUGGGAAUUUGAUUCCCCGCUGUGCCUCCUGCUAGUAGAGGCAGGCUGUUUGGCCAAGGGCAAGCUGCACAGUCCCAGGUCUCCCCCAGAGAAAGAAUGGUAAAACUACUU